AUGGCGAGCCCGGCGCUCAACUUUAUCACCUUCAAUCAGGACCACAGCUGCCUUGCUGUUGGCACCUCGAAAGGCUUCCGAAUUUACCACACCGAUCCAUUCUCUCGCAUCUUUAGCAGCGACGAUGGCAACAUUGCGAUUAUUGAGAUGUUAUUCUCCACGUCUCUCGUUGCCUUGAUUCUAUCUCCGCGCCACCUCGUCAUACAAAACACAAAGAGAGCUUCGGUAAUAUGCGAGCUCACAUUCCCUUCUGCAGUUCUGGCAGUGCGCCUCAACCGCAAGCGCCUCGCCGUCGUACUCGAAGAAGAGAUAUAUCUCUAUGAUAUUAGCAACAUGAGUCUCAUCUACACUAUACCAACAUCUCCCAAUCCAUCGGCCAUCUGCGCCUUGUCGCCCUCGUCCGAAAACUGCUUCAUCGCAUACCCGCUUCCGAAACCACGAGAGGAUACCGAUACAAGACGGCCUGCUCAUGCGCCACCUCAAUCAACAUAUGUAGCCCCGACCGCAGGGGACGUUCUUGUGUUCGAUACCCUCACUCUGAAAGCUGUCAAUGUGAUCGAAGCGCACCGCUCGCCGUUGUGCAGUAUAUGCCUGAACAAUGAUGGGACACUGCUCGCGACGGCCAGCGAGACUGGCACCAUUAUUCGUGUAUUUUCUAUACCCCGUGGCCAGAAACUUUAUCAGUUCCGUCGCGGGACUUACCCAUCGACCAUAUACAGCAUGUCAUUUAACCUGAGCUCUACGCUUCUCUGUAUCUCCUCGACUUCCGACACCGUUCACAUUUUCCGCUUGGGAGUGCCUCCGGGCAACGGUACUCCAGGUGGCGCGCCGAUUGAGCCUCCUGGCUCUCCAAGACAAGAUCGCUGGUCGCGUGGCAGACAGUCGGAUGACGGAGGCUCCCCCGGCGACAGUGCCGCCGAGUCACCGAGAAGCGAGGCGGCAGAUCUUGCUAAUAACCCUGGCAAAGUCACCAACCGAAGGCAGAGUGGCUCUUUCGGCAAUAUGCUCCGUCGGUCCUCUCAAAUCAUGGGGCGAGGUGUCGCAGGCGUAGUGGGCUCCUACCUCCCCCAAUCGGUCACCGAAAUGUGGGAGCCCAUUAGGGACUUUGCAUUUAUCAAGAUCCCCAAAUCCAACGCUUCGCUGAAUACUUCGCGCUACAGUGGCGGCUCACCUGCGGGUCCUCUGCGCAGCGUCGUAGCCAUGAGCAGUAGUAGCCCUCAAGUCAUGGUAGUGACUAGCGACGGCGGAUUUUACGUCUAUAAUAUUGACAUGGAAAAUGGUGGCGAGGGAUAUCUCGUGAAACAGUUUUCUGUUCUCGAAGGAGACGAUAAAAUUGACGGUUCAUCGUACGGUACUUGA
Molecule: messenger RNA, 1359 nt
Organism: Akanthomyces muscarius
Lineage: Eukaryota; Fungi; Ascomycota; Sordariomycetes; Hypocreales; Cordycipitaceae
Exons: 4
Coding region: 1-1359 (452 amino acids)
Biological process (GO): protein lipidation; nucleophagy; protein localization to phagophore assembly site
Cellular component (GO): phagophore assembly site membrane; extrinsic component of membrane; cytosol
Molecular function (GO): protein binding; phosphatidylinositol-3-phosphate binding; phosphatidylinositol-3,5-bisphosphate binding
Source: RefSeq, a predicted model, not a curated record